Molecule: messenger RNA, 4382 nt
Organism: Nicotiana attenuata
Lineage: Eukaryota; Viridiplantae; Streptophyta; Magnoliopsida; Solanales; Solanaceae
Product: putative late blight resistance protein homolog R1A-3
Exons: 5
Coding region: 330-4079 (1249 amino acids)
Biological process (GO): defense response to other organism
Molecular function (GO): ADP binding
Source: RefSeq, a predicted model, not a curated record
UAAUAUGAUAGCACAUGUUAAACAUAAUAAAAAAAAAAAAAUGCAACAAAUAAUUUUUAGUAACAUUUGGAUCCAGUCCAUAUGUAUUAAACAUAAUUUUGGUUGAAACCAUAAUUAUUUAUCCACUAAUCUUGUUAGAGUAUGCUAAUGUGAAGAGUAUGAUAAAUCAUUCCCCCUUCCAACCUUUCUACUGAUAAUCUUUUCUUGUUAGAGUUGUCAUUACUAGUUUUCUUCUACCGCAAAUUUUGGCCUUUAUCAGGAUUGGAACAGAAAUUAGAGAUUCAAAAUAGGUAAAAGAUCAAGACUGCUCUUCACGCUUGCUUCACUGAAUGGACCAGAAAUUGAAGAUACAAAACAGAAAAAAGAAAAGGCAAGGAAGACAAAGGAAUUAUCUGCACGAGGUGGCUCAAAUUGACAUUGAGGAUAUGUUACAUCAUCUAAGAAGUAUCAAGAGAGGAGGUGAUCUGAAUAGCGUCAAGAUUGAGACACUUGAAACGGAGCUAAGAUUUUUGAGAACUUUUCUCGAAUACCAUCAUGUUCUUUUGCCUGAUUCAUUUGUCAAUAUCGCAAAGAAGGUCCAAUUGAUUGGGGGAAUGAUUCAAUCAGUUUUUGCUGAUGGAUGGAAAACUAACCUUAAUGUGGAAAGGCUAGCAUCACAUUUGCUGAAAUUCAUUGAAGGUAAAACCAGUUCCAGGUUCAAUUAUGAGCUGGAUGAUUCCUAUCUGUUAGAAUAUAUGGAUUACCUCGACAAGAAUCUAAAUGAUGCACCGAGGUAUCUAGUCAAGUCUGACCCUUUUUUGAGGAAAGGACUCAAAAUCCUUCAAAAGACAGAUCGAUUUUUGAAGCAAGUGAAAUUCAUUCAAAAGAAAAUGAGGUUUCUGAGAUACUUAUAUGCCACAGAAAUAAAUGGCCACAUUGACCGUGAGAAGCAAAAAAGAUUAGAGAUCCAAAUGCAACUCGUGGCUGACAAUGUGGUACAAUUUUGUGUUGCUCUUUGGACUAAUGAAAUCGAUGGAAUUAAUGCAUCUAAUAUCGAGAAUAAGCCCUCUUAUUUAAUAUGUCUGGUUGUGCUAGUGGAGCUGGAAAUGAAGACGAUUUUUCGUGGUGAACUAAAGGCUUCAAAGUUUAGUCAUUCAAGAACUUUCAGAACUCAGAAAUUGCCAAAAGGUUUUUCACAUCAUCUCCAUAGUCUUCUGGUAUAUCUCAGAGAAAAAAAACUUGGGAACUUUCCUAAUAAUGUAUCUGCUCGAAACACUGAUGUGGCAAUAGAGUACUUGUUGGAUUCUCUCGGUGAUGUGUCAAAUAGUGCUACUAAUUGUAAGAUGUUGAAUGAGGUCUUGGAAAAGGUGGGAGCUCUUGUCGGUGAUAUUCUAUGUGUAAUUCACAGCUCUACAAUCAAAGAUGAUACCAGCGAGAUGGUUCUUUGGUCGAUACAGAUAUUGAUGAAAACUGCAAAUCUAAAGGCACAAGUACUGGAGAGGUACUACAAAUUGUUAAAAUUCACUCCGUCUCAGUUUCCCACAGCUGGUGGAUUGAGCUUUCUGGAUUCUCUUUUAAGGAAAUUGAAUGAGAUGUUGAAAUCUGAAUCAGGUUUGGACCUCAAAAUGAAGUCUCGUAUUGUUAUUUUAGAGAAAGAGCUUUCAUUUCUAAUAUCUGUUUUCAGAGAUGCCACAAAGGUGCAGCAUAAACAUGAUAUUCUUAAAGAUCUUUGGCAGCGUACCAUCAAUAUAGCAUAUGAAGCUGAAAUUGCCAUUGACUCUAUUCUUGUUCAGUAUAAUGCUCUUUGGCAUUCUUUUUGCUCACUUCCUGCAAUCAUAAAAGAGAUCAAGCAUAUUCGUACUGAGGUGACCAAGAUGUGGUCGGAGAACCUUGCUCUUAGGCCUUCCUCUGCUGUUCAGCCAUCUAAACUUCUCCCAACUCAACAUAGCAAUCUUAUGAAUGAUGAGGAGAUAGUUGGUUUUGAGAAUGACACGAAAAAAAUAAUUCGGUAUCUGACACAAGGGACAAAUGAGCUAGAUGUCAUCCCAAUUGUUGGGAUGGGGGGACAAGGUAAAACAACUUGUGCUAGAAAGUUGUACAAUAAUAACAUCAUUGCUUCUCAUUUUGAUGUUCGAGCAUGGUGCGUCAUUUCCCAAACAUAUAACCGGAGACAACUACUACAAGAGAUAUUCAGUCAAAUUACCGGUUUCAAGGACAAUGGAGAUAAAGAUGACGUCCUUGCCGACUUGUUGAAGAGAAACUUAACGGGAAAGAGAUAUCUCAUUGUCUUGGAUGAUAUGUGGGAUGGUAUGGCAUGGGAUGACUUAAGACUUUGUUUCCCUGAUGUUGUAAAUAGAAGCAGAAUAGUAGUGACGACUCGACUUGAGAAAAUGGGUGAGCAUGUCAAGCACCAUACUGAUCCUUAUUUCCUCCCAUUCCUCACAGCAGAAGAGAGUUGCCAAUUGUUGCAGAAAAAAGUUUUUCAACAGGAAAGUUGCCCACCGGAACUACAAGAUGUGAAUCAAGCAGUUGCAAAAAGAUGCAAGGGAUUGCCUCUAGUGGUCGUCUUGGCUGCUGGAAUAAUUAAAAAGAAGAAAAUGGAAGAAUCUUGGUGGCAUGAGGUUGAAAAAGCUCUACUUUUCUAUCUUGACCGUGAGUCUGAAGAUUAUAGUCGGGCAACUAUGCAGUUAAGUUAUGAUAACUUAGCCGAUUAUUUAAGACCUUGCCUUCUUUAUAUGGGGAUGUUUCCUGAGGACGCCAGAAUUCCAGCGUCUAAAUUGAUAAGUUUAUGGAUAGCAGAAGGCUUCGUGCAGAACGUAGAAUCUGGGAGAUUAAUGGAAGACGCAGCUGAAGAUUACUUGAAGGAUCUCAUAAGCAGUAACGUGGUAAUGGUUUCAAGGAGAAGAUAUAACGGUAAAGUCAAAUACUGCCAGGUUCAUGAUGUAGUGCUUCACUUUUGCUUGGAGAGGAGUAGAAAAGAAAAGUUUAUGUUGGCAAUGAAGGUGCAUUAUACCCAAUUUCAACCUUCUUAUUGGAACGAAACACGAUUGAGCUUCAAUUUGACAAAUGAGCUUUCCGAGUUUGCAUUGCUGGACUCCAAAACAUGGAAGCCUUUCCACCAAAAGUUGAGGUCACUGAAAACAACCUAUAGAUACUUCCAUCAGUUAGUAGAUUGGAAUCCCCUCCGUCAGUGUAGUGAACUGAGGCUUCUUAAGGUCUUGGAUUUGAGUUCCAAUAAAGUGGUUCGUUUGUCGUCAGCUACAUUGGAACCACUAAUUCACCUCAAGUACCUCGCAGUUGUCGUUGAACAAUUUGAUUUCCAUCCAAAAUCACAUCUUCCCCAUCUAGAAACUUUAAUAGUGAGAUAUAACUCGGGGGAUACAGUGUUACCAACGGCUUUUUGGAAAAUGGAAAAGUUAAGGCAUGUUGAGAUUAGUCAUGCUAUUUUUGAUGAUGAUUUUCAAGAAUCCUCUAAAUUGGAAAAUUUGAGGAUAUUAAGGAAAGUUAUAAUUAAAGAUGCUGCUAACGAGGAUGCCUUAAUACAAAGAUGUCCUAAUCUUCAAGAACUUGGCAUAAGCUAUGAACGUUCAAGAGAUAUUUGUCACAAAUUGGAGAGUAUUACCCAGCUUCAAAUACUUCACCUUUUCUUUGACUCAUCCCUAGUUGUAUCCAAGUUACACUUGCCUUCAAAUUUAAAAAAAUUGGUACUAAAAGGGACUCGUAUAGAAAGCACGAUUUCCUUCAUAUCGGAACUACCAAGUUUGGAGUAUCUCCAAUUACAUAGUUCCAUGUUUAUGAAAUCCGAAGAGUGGCGCCUUGGAGAUAUCACGUUCCAUAAACUUAAGUUCUUGAAACUGGUGGACUUAGGUAUAGUAAGGUGGAAUGCCUCAGAGGAAUCUUUUCCCCAGCUUGAAACACUUGUUAUAAAAGUGUGUUAUCAUCUCGAGGAAAUCCCCCUUAGCUUUGCAGAUAUUCCAACACUGAAACAGAUUAAGCUGAUGUGGUGCAGCAAAUCUUUGGUGGCUUCAGCUGUGAGAAUUAAGGAAGCAGUCCAAGAUAUUGAGGGAUGCGACCGUAUUAACAUCAGUAUUGACGAAUAAAGCGGUAUAUAUGAAGAUGAAGAGAUUUGGAGCAAGACGAAGGGGGACACUCUUUGGUUGAAGACAAAGGAAAGAAAGAUACAAUUCUAAUAAAAAAAGGAACGUGAAAAGCUCACUGGAUCUAGCGAUGCUAGAGGCGGGGACCUUUCCUACUUCGUUCGGGACAAGGUUAUUUCGUCCUUGCACGGUCCCAACUUAUAUAAAAGUGGUCCUAAACUUAAUUUGGAGGAAAUCUAACAUACUUUGAAGGAGAAUUCACGUGGGGGAACGCAAACCACGCUUGGAGGAGGCUUCCAACUAAUU